Toxorhynchites rutilus septentrionalis is the source of this 1242-nucleotide messenger RNA. Its product is annotated as sodium/hydrogen exchanger 9B2-like. Bases 1 to 1242 code for a protein of 413 amino acids. The transcript has 6 exons. Lineage: Eukaryota; Metazoa; Arthropoda; Insecta; Diptera; Culicidae. Gene Ontology annotation, biological process: proton transmembrane transport. Gene Ontology annotation, cellular component: membrane. Gene Ontology annotation, molecular function: antiporter activity. The record is from RefSeq and is a predicted model, not a curated record.
AUGUGCUUUCUUUUCGUCGGAGCUCAGGCAAGCGGCAUUCUGGUCUCGCUGACCGGAUUGCCCGAUAUGCUGGGAAUGCUGUUUUGGGGCGUGCUAUACACCAACAUUGGCUGGGCGGACUUCGAGGGGCUGCAAAAGCUGGAAUGUUUCCUGAGAGAUAUGACCCUCAUUAACACGAUGCUGAUAGCUGGACUUGACUUCGACUAUGAGUCGCUGAGGAAACUCUUUCGUUUCAUUAUGCAGCUGACCCUCGUCCCGAUGAUAGCUGAGGUGGCGGCGAUCGCAGGACUUUCUAGAUAUCUGUUAGACCUACCGUGGCUCUGGGCAGUUUUGCUGGGUCUGGUGGUAACCGCAGUCGCACCAAACGUUGUAAUUUCAAUACUGCUGCGCGUCAAGGGAGAACGCCUUGGGUUGAAUAAGGGAAUCCACAAAUUGAUUGUUGCCAUGACAAUCUGCAAUCAUAUUAUUGUAAUCUUUCUGAUUGGCGUUAUGCUGGGAGUAAUAUUUUCCACAGGUAACCUGAUGAGCCAGAUACUGCAUGGUCCAAUCGGUAUUGUAAUUGGUGUCGCGUUUGGUAGCGCUUGCGGUGUCGGGUUGCGCUACAUACCAUCUCAUCAAGCGAAAUAUGCCAACGGGUUGCGUUUCUCGAUGGCGGUUCUCGCUGGGACACUUUCGAUAGUUGGGAGCAAGCUCAUCGGGUAUCCCUCGGCCGGUGUCCUAGGGUGUGUACUGACGACCUUUGUUGCCGGAAUUGGUUGGAAAAAACGCCCUGAUUACGACACAAAUGAGGUCGGAAUGUACCUGGACUUGCUGUGGAAGUUUCUGAAGCCGGUUGCGCUUGCUCUAAUCGGAAAAGAGGUCAACUUUGCGGUGAUCGAGGGUAUGACUAUUCUAGGCGGUAUCCUCACUGUGAUUGUUGGAGCUGUUAUCCGUUUGGGUUUCUCUUAUCUGGCAGUGCUAGGGAGUGAUUUGAAUCGUAAGGAAAAGAUUUACGUAGCGCUUUCGGGUUUCCCGAAGGCAACCGUUCAAGCUGCCCUCGCACCUGCCGCUAUGGACAUGGCACGCAAUUUGAACGCCGUUGAGGAAUAUCCUCGUGCCCACACAGUGCUCAUUGUUACCGUUUUGGCCAUAAUCCUUACCACUCCCUUGGGAGCCUUUCUUAUGAUAAAAUUGGCAUCCAAAUUGCUGAAACGGGGAUCGGCUGAGGGCGAUGACAAUAACGAGCUUGCAACGAGUACUUAA